Messenger RNA from Ceratotherium simum simum (southern white rhinoceros), 1881 nucleotides. Lineage: Eukaryota; Metazoa; Chordata; Mammalia; Perissodactyla; Rhinocerotidae. The record is from RefSeq and is a predicted model, not a curated record.
ACCGUCGGGGAGUCGCGCACUCCGAUCAAUACCUGUUGGAGGGUUGCUCAGUCUACAAGGUCAGGUGCCAGCUCCUUAGUCCUCUGCUGGUCAGCCCUGCUGACCCCCGAGUGAGGUCCCUGUCCUUGAUGACUCACGCUGACGACUUAACACAAAGAGUUGGUGGUAUUCCUGCUUGCAGAACACGAUGUUUUCCAAACUAGCACAUUUGCAGACUGUUGCUGUGCUUCGUCGUGGAGUUCAUUCUUCAGUGGCAUCUGCUACCUCUGUUGCAACUAAAAAAACGGUCCAAGGCCCUCCAUCCUCUGAUUACAUUUUUGAACGGGAGUCUAAAUAUGGUGCCCACAACUACCAUCCUUUACCUGUAGCCCUGGAGAGAGGACAAGGUAUUUACCUAUGGGAUGUAGAAGGCAGAAAAUAUUUUGACUUCCUGAGUGCUUACAGUGCUGUCAACCAGGGGCAUUGUCAUCCAAAGAUUGUGAAUGCUCUGAAAAGUCAGGCAGACAAAUUGACCUUAACAUCUAGGGCUUUCUAUAAUGAUGUACUUGGUGAAUACGAAGAGUUUGUUACUAAACUUUUCAACUACCAGAAAGUUCUUCCUAUGAAUACAGGAGUGGAGGCUGGAGAAACCGCUUGCAAACUUGCUCGUAAGUGGGGAUAUACUGUCAAGGGUAUUCCGAAAUACAAAGCAAAGAUUGUUUUUGUAGCUGGAAACUUUUGGGGUAGAACAUUGUCUGCCGUCUCCAGUUCCACAGACCCAACCAGCUACGAAGGUUUUGGACCAUUUAUGCCAGGUUUUGAAAUCAUUCCAUAUAAUGAUCUGCCUGCUCUUGAGCGUUCUCUUCAAGAUCCAAAUGUUGCCGCAUUCAUGGUAGAGCCAAUUCAGGGCGAAGCGGGGGUGGUGGUUCCGGAUCCUGGCUACCUAGUGGGCGUGCGAGAGCUUUGCACCCGGCACCAGGUUCUGUUUAUUGCUGAUGAAAUACAGACAGGAUUGGGGAGAACUGGUAGAUGGCUGGCUGUUGAUCAUGAAAAUGUCAGGCCUGAUAUAAUCCUUCUUGGAAAGGCACUUUCUGGUGGCUUAUACCCUGUAUCCGCAGUGUUGUGUGAUGAUGAAAUAAUGUUGACCAUUAAACCAGGGGAGCAUGGAUCAACGUAUGGUGGCAAUCCACUAGGCUGCCGAGUGGCCAUUGCGUCCCUUGAGGUCUUGGAAGAGGAAAAUCUUGCUGAAAAUGCAGACAAAAUGGGUACAAUCUUGAGAAAUGAGCUCAUGAAGCUGCCUUCUGAUAUUGUCACUGCUGUAAGAGGGAAAGGAUUACUAAAUGCUAUUGUUAUUAGAGAAACCAAAGAUUACGAUGCUUGGAAGGUGUGUCUGCGACUUCGAGAUAAUGGACUUCUAGCCAAGCCAACCCAUGGCGACAUCAUCAGGUUUGCGCCUCCGCUGGUGAUCAAGGAAGAUGAGAUUCAGGAGUCCGUGGAAAUCAUUAACAAGACCAUCUUGUCUUUCUGAGGGUGGUGACUGUUUUCAGCGGGCCUGGGAAGCAGCUGGAGAUAGGCAGUUCGUUGAUGUCUUGUGAAAAGCUUCUGCGUUUCUCCCUUAACGCAGGCACAUUCCACUCCCCUGUCUUCAAGGACUUCUGUUUUUAAUAUAUAUAUUCUCCAGUUCAUACAUAAUAGAAUGACAUUUAUAAACACGCAGUUUGCUGUGUAACAUAGCUAUAAGAGAAUGUAAUGGCAUCUAUAAUCGAUUAAGUGUUUUUGCGUGUGUGUGCUUUCUAAAGUGAAAUAUGCAUCUGUCUAUAUAGACAGCCUUUUAAUCAAGUCCUUCAGUAUAAUUUAUAUAUGUUUUUAUAAUUUCCUUGCUGGUAUAAAUGUUUUGUAUUU